AUGAGCAGCAGUCUCUCAGAAGAGUGUGCCUAUGACCGCUCACAGAGGCCUUUUGUUCCUUUGUUUCAGUUAUUGCAGGCCAGAGCAGAUGGUCAUUUCCAGCAGCGAGCACUGUCUACUGCCUUCUACACGUGGUACAGAGGCUGGCUAUGGCACCAGCAGAGACGGAUCCUGCACACAAGAGCAGUGCAUUUCCACAGAGGGACAUUAGAAAAGCAAGUAUUUGCUCUGUGGAGGCAGAAGAUGUCUCAGCAUCGAGAAAACUGCUUGGCAGAGAGAAUGGCUAUACUGCAGGCAGAGCAGCAGCUUUUACGUAAGUUCUGGUUCGUGUGGCACCAGCAGGCAACAGUGUGUCAGCUGGAGCGACAGCAGCAAGCCAUGGCCAUUGCCCACCACCACAGCGGACUGCUCAGGAGGGCUUUCUGCAUCUGGAGGGAAAGCGCCCAAGGAUUUAGGAUAGAGAGGAUGGGCAGGGCACAGGCUGCACACUUCCACUCUGCACGGCUCCUGAGUUGGGCCUGGAGCAUGUGGAGGGAGUGCCUGGCCCUGAGGCUGGAAGAGCAGCAGAAACUGAAGUGUGCCGCCCUGCACAGCCAGUGCACCCUGCUUCGCAGGGCUCUGCAGAAGUGGCUGGUAGGAGCCAGGGUUUACCAGAACAGGGUGAGGAGUGUUCUGCAGGAGGUGGCAGCCAGGGAGAGACAGCACAACUGGCAGCUGCUGUGGUGGGCGUUACAGUGCUGGAGAGAAAACACCGUGGCCCGUUUGGACGGAGCCAAAAAAACCUCUCAAGCAAGAGUCCACUACAGCAGGACUCUGUGCUCCAAGGUCCUCAUCCAGUGGCGAGAGACUACGUCAGUGCAGAUAUAUUACCAACAAAAGGAGGCACCUGCCCUCAGGGAAGCCCGGAAAGCAUUGGACAGGGGUCGUCUCCGGAACUGGUUUCAGCACUGGCAGUUCUGCAGCCAGAGGGCGGCCCAGCAGNGAUUCCAGCUGGGACAGGCGGCUCAGCAUCACCGCUGGCAGCUGCUGAUGGAAGCAAUGGCCAGGUGGAAGGCACACCAUCUGGGGUGUAUCAGAAAGAAGUUUCUGCAGAGACAAGCUGCCCAACUCCUGGCACAGAGACUCGGUCGGGCCUGCUUCUGCCAGUGGAGGAAGCAGCUGACAGUCCGGAAGCAAGAACAGUGGGGCACAGCCCGGGCCCUGUGGUUCUGGGCCUUCUCACUACAAGCAAAGGUGUGGACUGCAUGGCUGGGCUUCGUACUUGAGAGGAGGAGGAAGAAGGCACGGCUGGAACAGGCUAUGCAAGCCUACCAGCAGCAGCUCCUACAGGAGGGUGCCACAUGGCUUCUGCGCUUCACAGCUGGCAUGAAGGCCUUCCGGCAGCAGCUCCAGGCCCAGCAGCAGGUCCAGGCAGCUCACAGCCUCCACUGUGCAGUCNGCCACUGUGCUGAGCUCUGGAAAAAGAAGGUGCUUGGUCCAGGCAAGACUUCUCAACCACCAGCAUCCACCACAUUCAGCAAGAGCGUGACAUUUAAGGAUUCCUUCCUCUCUGGACAAGCAGCGGAGGCUGGAGAUGCCACCCUGGAGACAAAGAAACUUUGAGCUCCCCCAUCCCAGGGAGUCCUGGGUAGUUUGGCAGGAGCUGCUGGGGAGCCCUGCNUCCUAGACCUGUGAGUGGCCUGUGGUUCACGGAAACAGCCCCGACGUCCAUCUUUCCUGCUUGAGCGUUUGGGGAGCCAGAGGUCCCCAGAGUGGUACACCCUUGUGGAGCAGCAGUUAGAGAAGCCCCCGGAGGAGGAAAGCACGGCUCCGCUGGGAGGCCCUUCCCUGACAAGACCCUUCCUACCUGGGGUCUUGCCGAAUGUUCCUGGUCCAAAGCUGCCUCCUACGGCCAGUCCAGGCCUGGAGCUGCUGCCUCCCUCCUCCAUCAUGCCCCGUGCGGCAGGAGGCACUGCCAGGGUGUCAGCGAAGCCCAGCAUCCCUGGACCUCAGCCUUGGAGGUGCCCGUCCUUACCCAGGGACCUUGAUCCCCAUCUCCUCCCCAGAGAUUCCAUAAGCACCCGGACUGGGCCUGUUUAUGGCUCNGAGGCUACAGGCCACACAGAGCUUGAGGCUGAGUUGGAGGGGAUCCAGCAGCAGUUACAACACUACCAAACCACCAAGCAGGACCUUUGGUCGUGCCAGCGACAAGCCAACAGACUGCGUAGGUGGCUGGAGCUAAGCCAGGAGGNGCCGAGAUCUGAGGACCUUCAUCUAGAAGAGCAGGUGAAAACAGAACUGGAGGAGGUGGAACUACAGAUCCAGCAGCUGGCUAAGGAGCUCGAGGCCCAGCGUCAGCCUGAGACGGGCUUUGUGCUAGUGGGCCCAUCCCCGGGGGACAGGUGCUAUCCUUCACAAAGCCUUGGACACAUUGCCCCACCCUCAACAACAAAAUACAAAGCUACGGUAGUUUUUUGUUUUGUUUUUUUUAAUUUCAAAAUGUCUUGCAAUGAAAUGAAUCACUGUUCAGAAGUCUCCUACGUUUCAUACAAAAUACGGUACUACUGA
Molecule: messenger RNA, 2547 nt
Organism: Mus caroli (Ryukyu mouse)
Lineage: Eukaryota; Metazoa; Chordata; Mammalia; Rodentia; Muridae
Source: RefSeq, a predicted model, not a curated record